AUGGCUGAAGUCGAAGGACAUAAACAUCGAGAAACUGAUUACCAUGAGGGAGAAGCGUUGUCACAACCUGUUGCCAGGGUCGAGGCUCCACUAACAGAGAAGCCGACGCCGGCGCCUCGCAGCGGCCCGCACGGGGUGCAGGUGGUGAACACCGGCGUCGACCACACGUUCACCCUCGACGAGGACGUGCUCAAGGAACUUCUACUGCAGGAUGACAUCAAGGACAGACCUGUCGUCGUCCUCUCAGUCGCCGGCGCCUUCCGCAAGGGCAAGUCCUUCUUGCUCGACUUCUUCUUGCGUUAUUUGAAUCAUAAGUAUGGGUCUGACGGCGGCAAUGACUGGCUGGGCGGCGACGAGGAGCCGCUGCGGGGCUUCAACUGGCGCGGCGGCUCCGAGCGGGACACCACCGGCAUACUCAUGUGGUCAGAGAUCUUCAAGGCCACGCUCGAUAACGGGGAGAAGGUAGCGAUAAUCCUCCUGGACACUCAGGGUGCCUUCGACAGUGAGUCAACGGUGCGAGACUGCGCCACCAUAUUCGCGCUGUCCACCAUGGUGUCCUCCGUCCUCAUAUACAACCUCUCACAGAACAUACAGGAGGACGACCUCCAGCAUUUACAGUUAUUUACGGAGUAUGGGCGACUGGCGCUAGAAGACAGCGGGCGUACGCCCUUCCAGAGGCUGCAGUUCCUCGUCAGGGACUGGAGCUUCCCCUACGAGGCGCCCUACGGGGCCGAGGGGGGACAAACUAUACUGCAGAGACGACUCAAGGUGUCCUCCAACCAGCACCCGGAGCUCCAAUCCCUGCGCAAGCACAUAACGUCAUGUUUCUCCGAGAUAGCUUGCUUCCUCAUGCCGCACCCCGGCAUCCGCGUCGCCACCAGCCAGGACUUCGAUGGCAGAGUCAAAGACAUCGAGAUGGAGUUCAAAUGCUCCCUGCAGCAGUUGGUGCCGAUGUUGCUGGCGCCGGAGAACUUGGUGCCGAAGCUCAUCAACGGACAGAAGGUGCGCGCCAAGGACCUGCUCCAGUACUUCAAGUCAUACAUGAACAUCUACAAGGGAAACGAACUGCCAGAGCCUAAGAGCAUGCUUGUGGCCACAGCCGAAGCCAACAAUCUAACAGCGGUAGCGGAAGCGAAGGAGCUGUACACGAAGCUGAUGGAGGAGGUGUGUGGCGGGGCCAAGCCCUACCUGCAGACACAACUACUGGAGGCCGAGCACUCGCGCAUCAAGGACAAGGCGCUCCACUCCUUCCACUCCAAGCGCAAGAUGGGCGGCGACGAGUUCAGUCAGAGCUACUUCAACCAGUUAAUACAGGACUUAGACGAGCAAUUCAACCAGUUCCGAGCGCAGAACGAGUCUAAGAACAUCUUCAAGGCGGCGCGCACGCCGUCCGUGUUCUGUGCGCUGGCGCUGGUGUUCUACGUGCUCAGCGGAGUGUUCGGGCUCGUCGGCCUCUACCCACUCGCCAACCUCGCCAACCUCACCAUGGGCAUCGCCCUGCUCACACUCGUGCUCUGGGCAUACAUCCGGUACAGCGGAGAGAUGCGCGAGAUCGGUGUCACAAUCGAUGACAUCGCCAACGUGCUGUGGGAGAAUCUAAUGAAGCCGACGUACCAGGCGUGUAUCGAGAAGGGCAUGGAGCACGCGGCGGCGGCGGCGGCGGAGCGCGCGCUGGGCGGCGGCAGCGGGCCCGCCCCGCCCGCGCAGAACGGGAAGCACAAGGUGUUGUGA
Spodoptera littoralis (African cotton leafworm) is the source of this 1731-nucleotide messenger RNA. The record is from the annotation of a GenBank genome assembly. NCBI's taxonomy places the organism in Eukaryota, Metazoa, Arthropoda, Insecta, Lepidoptera, Noctuidae.